This is a messenger RNA of Prorocentrum cordatum, 2295 nucleotides long. The record is from the annotation of a GenBank genome assembly. NCBI's taxonomy places the organism in Eukaryota, Dinophyceae, Prorocentrales, Prorocentraceae.
UUUUGCUUCACAGAUUGUUCUGCGCACCACGUACUCGCAGAAACGCGUGCCUUGGAUCACUGGACCCAGACAUAGGGCCCGUGGUGACAGCAAUGGCAGAAGCGGACAUAUACGCGACAUACACACGGCUCGCGGAGACAUUCAAGACAGGCCGCACGAAGAGCUACGAGUGGCGUUUCGCACAGAUCUCAAAUAUCCGCAGGAUGUUGACGGAGAAUCUCUCAGCGGUGGAGCAGGCAAUAAAGGCUGACCUUGGGCGGCCUAAGGCCGAGGCAAUGACUGCUGAAGUAUUUGCAACCGUUGGCGAAAUCGAUUACGCCUUGAAGCAUCUCAAGGAGUGGAUGGCUCCAGAGGCGAAGCCCACACCGCUACUCCAAAAGCCUGGCAGGUCGGUCGUUAUCCGUGAGCCCAAAGGACUUAUCCUGGAUCUGGCGCCUUGGAACUUUCCAAUCAACCUGUCGCUGAGUACCAUGGUGGGCAUCAUCAGCGCUGGCAACUGCUGCGUUCUGAAGCCCUCAGAGGUGAGUCCCAAGUGCGAGCAAUUCCUAAAGGAGUACAUCCCACGCUACUGUGACCCCGACGCGAUCGCUGUGGUGACCGGCGGCGUGGCUGAGUCCCAGUUGCUCUUGAAGCUCAGGUGGGACCACAUCGUUUACACUGGAAACAGCCACGUCGCCAAGGAGAUUCUGGCUGCGGCCGCACAAAAUUUGACGCCGUGUACCCUGGAGUUGGGCGGCAAGUCGCCAACCGUGGUGCUUCCUGGCGCCAACGUGCCCGUGGCCGCCAGAAGAAUACUCGCUGGUAAAUGUAUGAAUGCGGGCCAGAUUUGCAUCGCCCCUGACUACGCCCUGGUUCACGAGGCCGUGGCUGAAGCGCUCGAGGCCGAGCUGAAGAAGAGCAUGCAGGCUUGGUACGGGGAUGACGCACAGCAGUCGGCCAGCUUCGGUCGCAUCAUCAACCAGAGACACUUCCAGCGCGUGAAGGGUUUGGUGGAAUCCGCUGGAGUGGCGGAGGUGUACCAGCAGGGGCGCAUGGACGAGGCUUCCAAGUUCAUACCGCCCACGCUCAUCAAGAACCCAGGCGAAGAUUCGGAUAUUAUGAAGGAUGAGAUUUUCGGACCUGUCUUGCCGUUCAUAACCUGCAGGUCGUUGGACGAGAUCGUCGAGAGAAUCAACUCCAAGGAGAAGCCGCUGGCCCUGUACAUUUUCGGCAGGGAGGCCGACGCCGACGAGAUCAUCAGGCAGACCUCCUCGGGUGGUGUCUGCGUGAACGAUACCAUCUUUCACAUUGCCACCCCGGAGCUGCCCUUCGGCGGCGUGGGAAACAGCGGCAUGGGUUCGUACCACGGCAAGUGGGGCUUUGACGAGUUCUCGCACAAGCGCAGCGUCAUGUACCGCGCCACCUGGGCCGACCCCAGCUUGAGGUACCCGCCGUACACCGACGGCACCGUGCGCCUGCUCGAAAAGGUCAUGGUUGGGCCCCUUUUGCCCGAGGGCGCGGCGCGGCGGCUGCUGUCCGCGGGCGCGGCCCUAGGGGCUGCCGGCGUCUGGCUGGCGGUCAGGCGGUCGCGCCUCUGAGGGCCCUUGCCCCACGCGCACGUCUAUCGAGUAGCUUGUUCGCAACGUCGGAUCUCCGGGCACGGCAGACGCCCACACUGUCGGGGCGCAAGAGACGGGGGUCCAUGCAAACGGGGUAGAUCCCCGACUCUGCCUCAUCCGCCUUGCGCGGGCCGUCGCGCGGAGUCCGGGCACCGGCGUCCACAGAGGCCUGGGGCCGCCGGCGCCUGGCCAGCAGCGGGGCGGCUGCGCCUCCGCGGCUCCCCGCCCCCCCCGGGCGCACGCCAGGCGAGGGCUCGCGUCCUGCCCCCCACACAAACACACACUUUUCGUGUGUGUGUGUGUGAAGUCCGCUCAAAUCAAAAGUAUGUCCUUAUCUACUGCCGACGUCUCGGCUCGGGUACUGGCAAAAGGUAGUCAGUACAGCGCCGCCUGUCCGCGGCGCAUGGGAGAAGGGUUCGCCACCCUCCCCCUUUACAGCCCUCUCCCUACGGGAGAUCCAGUAGAUUCGACUCUUCGGUCGUCAACCCACAUACACACAAUUCACGCACGCCUGGCAACACAACGGCGUGUUGCGCGGGUCACGAGGACGGCACUCGUAACUUUAGGCAAGCGGCCGCCAGCACGCGUAGGUGUUGCGCAGAGUGUCGUGUGGAUUCGAAGCAUCGUGUGCCGAAGCCUGCCCCCGGAUUUUGUGCCUGUGUCAAUAUCUCCUUUCCGCCGUGUGCCAUGGUCAUCG